Messenger RNA from Ictalurus punctatus (channel catfish), 3277 nucleotides. Its product is annotated as immunoglobulin superfamily DCC subclass member 3. The transcript is spliced from 14 exons. Lineage: Eukaryota; Metazoa; Chordata; Actinopteri; Siluriformes; Ictaluridae. Gene Ontology annotation, cellular component: plasma membrane; axon. The coding region runs from base 224 to 2395 and encodes 723 amino acids. Gene Ontology annotation, biological process: axon guidance; cell-cell adhesion. Gene Ontology annotation, molecular function: protein binding. The record is from RefSeq and is a predicted model, not a curated record.
AUGAGCAGCAGCCCUCCGCUGGACUACUGCGCCAAACUAGAAAUAUUUUCUUAAUUUAAAAAAAAUAAAUAAAUAAAAUAAAAUAAAAAACCGACGUAAUUAUUAUAAUUAAUUCAAUAAUUAAGCGAGCGUUGUAGGUCAAUAACGCGUUUGAAUAUUUAUUUUUUCCACGUUUCCAAGCCCAAAGAAGUUUAUUUCCUGUUGUGAUUGGAUUUACGUGAAUAUGAAGCCACGGAUUUUGCUGACCUGUAUACUGACAUUUAUCUGCUCAUGUAUAUGUCAUGGCUUAGAGCUGGCCUUUCUGCUCCAGCCCAGUGAUGUGAUUGCUAUAAGGGAGAGACCGCUCAUGUUGGACUGCCGGGUGGAGGGUGAGGAACCCAUCACUGUGAUGUGGCUUAAGAAUGGGAAACCGGUGCCUACAGUAGCUGGUACACGGACCACAGUUUUGUCCAAUGGUACCCUGCUGAUCUGGAGCUUCCAGAAGAAACGAGAUGGAGAUUCCACUGAUGCUGGGGAAUACCACUGUGCUGCCCAGAACCGUUACGGCAUGCUGGUCAGCCGUAAGGCCCGUGUUCAGCUGGCAUCUCUUCCUAAGUUUCAUACUCAUCCAGAGUCCAUGAAAGUGGAUGAGGGAGGAGUGGCACGUUUUCAGUGCCAGGUGAACAGUAUUCCUGAGGCCAGCAUCACCUGGGAGAAAGAUCGUAUGGCCAUCAGCACAUCAAAUGAAAGGUACACACUUCUCCCCAUGGGCAUCCUGCAGAUCACUGGGGUGAAGAAGUCAGACGCUGGAGUUUUUCGCUGUGUUGCUACCAACAUUGCUAACAUCCGCUACAGCCACGAAGCCCUGCUCAACGUCACUGGUGGAGCUCCACGCAUCUACAAGGAACCAGUGAUCCUGUCUGGCCCCCAGAAUCUCACUAUCACCGUCCAUCAGACAGCCAUUUUGGAGUGUAUUGCUACUGGAAACCCCAGACCUAUCGUGUCUUGGAGCAGACUGGAUGGAAGAUCUAUAGGUGUGGAAGGAAUCCAGGUCCUGGGCACGGGGAACCUGAUGAUCUCUGACGUGUCCCUGCAGCACUCUGGAGUGUAUGUGUGCGCUGCCAAUCGUCCUGGUACGAGGAUGAGACGUACAGCUCUUGGCAGGCUGGUAGUUCAAGCUCCUCCAGAAUUCAUCCAGUGGCCACAGUCUGUGUCUAAACCAGUAGGAAGCAGUGCAGUGUUCACAUGUGUAGCUGAAGGAGUUCCGGAACCUCAUCUCAUCUGGCUAAAGAAUGGCAAGAUACUCACUCCUGGAGACAACGUCAAACUCACCAACAACAACAGUACCCUGGCAGUGACUCGUAUCACGUCUGAAGAUGAGGCCAUCUACCAGUGCAUAGCUGAGAACAGUGCUGGUACCAACCAGGCAAGUGCUCGUCUGGCUGUGUCUCUGGCCACAGAGCUGCCUGACUCUCCCCAGGGCCUGAAGGCCACACCUCUGUCCAUAAACACCCUGCAGCUGUCCUGGACUCAGCCUCCGAUAGAGGUGACCGACAGCAUCAUCGGAUAUGUGUUGCACAUACGCAAAAUGGGUGAGCCAGAGAAUAAAGAACUUCAGGAAGCUGUGAGCAAGACAACCUACCAGCAUGAUCUCACCAACCUGGAGCCUGCCACCACCUAUUCCAUUUACUUGAAGGCCUACUCUCCUGUCGGUGCAAGCCAGGAGUCCAGCACUGUAGUUGCUACAACACUAGGGGGCGUUCCUACUCCACCUGCAUUCUUCACUAAAGUGGUGAAUGUUACAUCAGUGCAAGUCCUUUGGGAGCUGCCUAACAAGCCGGGUAAAGUUGAGGGUUUCCGACUCUCCUACCGCCGAGUCCCUCAUGGAGAUUUUCAGGACCCAGUUCAGAUGUCGUGCCACACUAAUGUCCACACCAUUGCACACCUUGAUCCUGGGGCUGUGUAUGAAGUCAAACUGGUGGCCUACAAUGGCAAUGGAGAGAGUGACUGCUCCAAGCGACUUGUGUCACUGGCAGAGGAUGGAACCACUGCUAAAGCCAGUGCUGGAGAGGAGAACAGGUGCAACUGUAGGGAAACUGAGGGCUCACUAGCAGGGAUGGUGGUUGGAAUCCACAUCGGCAUGGCCUGCAUCAUCUUCUGUGUGCUGUUCCUCAUGUUUGGAUACCGCCGCAGUUUCCUCUGCAGGAAGGGGACUCAGGACAGAUGGUCUGUGCCCAGAGGUGAGGAUAGAGGACACCAUGCUCAUAACAAUGGCAUUUCAAAACAUGGGCCACCACAUCCCCAAGCCAUCGAACUUCUGCCUCAGGGUCAAACCCAGGCUUUCCCAACACAGUGUCAAGUUCUUAUUGAGCAGCACUCAUCGGGUUUGCCUGGCACAAAUGCAGGCACUGGCUAGCCCUGGCUCUAAACCCACUUUACCAGCACUCAGCCUCCCUGUGGUUUCUCUCUCCGGCCUGCCAAUCAAAGCCCCCCACUGAACCCCCUCAAUUUACAUCUCAUUUGUGUAGAAAAACACACACAAAAAACUGCUGCUAUCAUGAAUAAGGGCUUAACUGCUCCUGCUGUGGGCUUCAGAAUAAUAGUUGUACUGAACAAUUAGUCUGAACUAAUACAAAAUUCAGCUUAUUCACCUUUUUAAUCCAAAGCUUUAAUACCUGUAAAUCCUGUUUGCUUAAUUGAAAACAGAAACACAAAUUGAAAGCCUUAUCAAGUAGUAUACACCACAAUACAAUGUUGGUGUUAGAGAGCUUUGUGUCAGGACUGUGCACCAAAAUAGGUGUGGCACUGGAACAAACCAAACCCAAACUAUGUUUUAAUAUCGGAGGACUUUCUGUUUAAACCAAAAUUCAUUCUAGCAAAGGUGUCCUCUGGUAAUAAGACAUUCUAAUCUUGCACUAUACAAACUGAGGCCUCGUAAAUAUUUAUCGUUUGUGCUAGAGGCUGAUAUAGUCUCUACUGAGUGUGCCAAAUAGGCUAGCCACAUGUGACUAGCUAUAUCUUUUAGUUUUCCUACUCUUUUGACCUUAAUUCAGUAAUGCCAAAAACAAUAAAUUGCCUUGUGAUUAAAACAUUUAUUGUUAUACAUCAUAUAUGCCUUGAGGCAGACCGAGUUGGAGGAACCAUAAAGGUGGUCCCUUUUCUGUACCUUUCCCCUUUUCUAUUUCCACUAGUAACCCACCAAAAAGCUGAAUACCUCCAAAGAUAGCUACCUCAGAAUGUCUGAGCCAUUGUUGCUCUCGUUAGCCUGCUGCUGUUUGAGCAAGCCUACCUCAGCCAA